Molecule: messenger RNA, 1674 nt
Organism: Acanthocheilonema viteae
Lineage: Eukaryota; Metazoa; Nematoda; Chromadorea; Rhabditida; Onchocercidae
Source: the annotation of a GenBank genome assembly
AUGGGUACAUUAACUGGCUUAUCCACUAAUAUUGGUGCAUUGCUUGCAUUGAUGAUUGGUUUGCCACAAAUUUUUGGUACCAAUAAUUUAUGGCCUUAUGGUUAUUAUGUGGAAAUGAUUCCAUGCCUAAUGCUUGUAUGCUAUGCUAUUUUCUUCCUUCAUGAAAGUCCAUUUUAUUAUUUGAAACGAAUGGAUGAAAAUGCUGCAAAAAAAGUAAUACAAUUUUACGGUCCAAAAAAUGAUUGCCAAAUUAAUGAACAAAUUGAAAAUUUCAAAAUACAACAAAGAAAUGAAAGCGAAGUAAAAGAAAUUAAUUGGAUGAAACUUUGUCAUGACAGAGCAACUGGUAAAGCGUUAUUCCUCUCAGUACUUUUGAAUUGUACGGUAAGCUUUAGUGGCAUAAUGGCAAUGACAUUUUUUGGGACAGCUCUUCUUAGUUCAGCCGGUUUCACAACAACCGAUGCAUCAUUAGCAAAUUGCUUUGCUGGACUAGCUGGUACAAUUGGAAUUCUUAUUCAGGCUAUCACAAUUGAUAAGAUUGGUCGACGUUUUCUGCUUCUUGGAAGUUUGAUUAGUUUAACAAUGAUACCGGUAGAUGCAAUCGAAUUUAUUGAUAGUGCUAAAGAAUACUUUCCGGAUGCAACUCUUUCAAUUGGCUGGACAAAAAAUAAUUUAUCGGAACUGACAAUCCCACAAAUGAACAUUGGUUGGCGCGAACUGUUUCAUGUAUUAGCACUUGUAAAAGAAAUCGACCAACCGCUUGUGCUAACAAUUCGACUUAGUACGGCUGCUUAUUCAAUUAAACAGGUUGAAUUUAUUUUGGGCAUACGACCCACAAUUUCUGCAUUAAUUUGGAGUGAUGAAAUGGACUCGAUAAAAGAUUGGUACGAAAUAAUUAACCUCCGAUCUGGCGUGUACUCCAAACGUUUAGUAUUCGAUUUACAUGCUAAACAUCGAAACAUCUUGAAAAUGCUUCCAUAUUCUAUCGUUAUGAGUGAAUCGGAAUUUAAUCGAAGCCAUUGGAAUUUGAUAGAAUUUCCGUCUGUUUUUGCUCAGUCAUCUGGAGCGAUAGUAAGCGAUGAGGGUGUUGCAUUUCUCGGUUGGCCAACGGCAUUUCUGAUCUCACUAAUGCAACCGUUAGUAUUUCCUGAUAUUCAACGGAUAACUGCUAAGUUAAUAUUUGUAAAAAAGAAACAAAAUAUUAAUGAUGAUUGGCUGAAGCAUAGCGGUUUCGUGAUAUAUCUAUUGGAGAAGGUGCUCGAUCUUCAAUCACCUGAGAUUACUACUGGUAUAAAGAUAUUUAUUGGUUAUAAUGGUCGUUUGUCCAUUGAAAAUCGAGGAAAGCAACAUAAUUACUACAAUAUGAAAGCAGCGGGACAGGCGCGCCAUGAUCAAAACUGCUAUGAUGUCGAACUUAUUGACAGAGGUUGGCAAGUAGAGCUUACUGUUGGAGGAAAUAAUUGUCAGGAUGGAAUGUUGAAAAAUCCAACAAAAAUUACUUUAGAAAUAUCAUUAACAAAAACACGGCAAUUACGUAACGUGAUUGUUUCGAAAACAGGUGAUGGAAAUUUAGAUUUGAUUGUACGUGAUCUAAAACAUUCCUCUUCAAAUCGACCUCAACUUUAUUUGUACUGCUUAUUUGCUAUGUUCAGUAUUGCUAGGACUUUCACAUAA